Molecule: messenger RNA, 993 nt
Organism: Boeremia exigua
Lineage: Eukaryota; Fungi; Ascomycota; Dothideomycetes; Pleosporales; Didymellaceae
Product: dihydroflavonol-4-reductase
Exons: 2
Coding region: 1-993 (330 amino acids)
Molecular function (GO): oxidoreductase activity, acting on the CH-OH group of donors, NAD or NADP as acceptor
Source: RefSeq, a predicted model, not a curated record
AUGAAGGUCCUUCUUACAGGUUGCUCCGGCUUCAUCGGCAGCCACACCCUUGAGUUUCUGCUCCAAAAAGGCCACAAUGUCGUGAUUACAGUCCGCAGCGACGCCAAGGGGAAGCAGUCUCUGGACAGCCACCCCAGCUACGCCAGUAACCUCUCGUACACUGUCGUUCCCGACAUGACCAUCUCGGGAGCUUUCAACGAUGCCGUUCAGUCGUCGCCGGAAUUUGAUGCUGUGAUCCACAUGGCCAGCCCUUUCACUUUCGACGUCAAGGACUUCAAGCGUGACACGAUUGAUCCUGCCGUUGAGGGCACCACCGAGAUCCUCAGGGCCAUCAAGGGCUUUGCACCGUCGGUCAAGCGAGUUGUCGUCACUUCUUCUUUCGCUGCGGUCAUGAACCUCACGUCCAGUAUCACCACGUACACCGCAGAGAACUGGAACCCCAUCACCGAAGAGGCUGCCCUUUCCAACAGCGCAAUGGCGUAUAUCGGCAGUAAAACAUUCGCCGAGCGCGCAGCAUGGGACUUCGUGAAGAACGAGAAGCCCAACUUCACACUCGCGACCAUCAACCCGUGCAUGGUUUUCGGUCCCGUGACCUACCAACUCCGCUCGCUGGAUGCCGUCAACACCUCCAACGCCGUGUUCAGGGACAUGAUCGUCGGAAAGAUGAAGGAGAGCAUACCGGAGAACGCGUUCCAGUGGGUCGACGUCCGCGACGUUGCGUUUGCUCACGUCAGGGCCAUGGAAGUGCCCGAGGCUGGUGGACAGCGCUUCCUCACCGCUGCAGGGGCGUACAGCAAUGCGAAGAUUGCGGAGAUUAUUAGGGAAAACUUCCCAGAGCUGCGCGACGAGAUUGCCGAGCAGCCAGCGUCGGAACCUUCAUCGGGGUUCACCAUUGACUGCACGCCAGCUAAGGAGCUUCUGGGGAUCACAUUCAAGACUCUGGAGGAAUCGACUGUCGAAGCAGUCAAGACCCUGCUGGCUGUCAAGGCUUAG